Molecule: messenger RNA, 681 nt
Organism: Aspergillus thermomutatus
Lineage: Eukaryota; Fungi; Ascomycota; Eurotiomycetes; Eurotiales; Aspergillaceae
Exons: 1
Coding region: 1-681 (226 amino acids)
Source: RefSeq, a predicted model, not a curated record
AUGCCAACCGCCCUCGUCCUCAUCUACCCCUCUGUCAACACUCUCGACACCAACGGCCCCAUCGGCGUGCUCUUCCAAGGCGGCUUCUCCACCUUCAUAGCCGCCCGUGACGAACUCACCACCUCCCAGGAAAAUGUGACCCUCAAACGCGAUCUCUCCAUCGCCGAAGCCAAGGAGAGACUAACCGAGUAUGAUGUGCUUGUUGUUCCCGGGUCGCGACCGAACCAUAUCCUCCCGUUCAUCUCCUCAGACGGCCAUCUACACGAGUUGUUAGAGUUGAUAUCUGCGUUUGCGAAACUCGGCCCCAAACGUCCCGGGCCUUUGGGCGAGAGGGUUCUUCUGUCUAUUUGCAGCGGGUCGUAUCUUCUGGCGGCGGCAGGAGUCCUAGAUGGUCUCACAGCGACAUCACACCGGUUGGGGCUCGGAGCCCUGCGACAGCUAUGCGACGAGUACAAGAGUCGGACACCAGGGGCGAAAGGGACAGAGGUGGUGCCGGAGGGCCCAGCGGGCACUGUACACUAUGUCGAUGCAGGAAUGAACGAGUCUCAGGUGCACAUUGUCACGUCCGGGACCGUCACCAACGGCAUCGAUGCGGCCUUGUACCUCAUUUCGCUGCGGUCGGGGAGACCGGCCGCUGUGGAGGUGGCGGCGUUUAUAGGGUAUACAUGGCGGGAGAUGUGA